Messenger RNA from Caenorhabditis angaria, 4121 nucleotides. The record is from the annotation of a GenBank genome assembly. Lineage: Eukaryota; Metazoa; Nematoda; Chromadorea; Rhabditida; Rhabditidae.
AUGUGGGCGACGAUAUUCAGAAAACGGGCUGUGGAUGAACAAUUUUUGAGACAUUCUGAAUGGGCCAGAAGAUUGGGAAUUCCACUCGUUUUAUCGCUGGGUACGUUGUUUUUUCAUUAAUUUUGAACGUUUUCUGCAGAAAACUGAAAAGUGGUCUGAAAAAUCAGAGAGGAUGAUAAAAAUUAUGAAAAAUUUCUGGUUUCUCAUUUUUUAAACUACAAUUUAAUUAAUUAAUUCCGAGAAUUCGGAAAAAUUUGAAACUGUUUCGUGGGAUUUGAUGGAAUUUUUUUAAAGUUCAGAACUUCAGGGUUAAUUUUCCCAUCGACUUUUUUUGUUGCUCUUUGAACGUUUUCUGAAAAAAAAACCUGAAAUUGGUAUAGAAAUAUGUGUGGGAAUAUAAGUUCUAAAAAACCUGCCACGUCAUAGUUGAAUUUCAGCAUCGAUAAAAUCAAUCUCCCUUCUGCUCUUCAUCAUCCUCCCACUUAGCCUAACUCAACUCGCCGGACCAUCAACUGUUUUUGCACUAAUCUUCACAUUUUUUGUGGUUUUUCUAGCAGGUUAAAAUAUUUCCAAAAUUUCUAGCAUUCGAAUAAAUCUGAAAUUUUGCAGCCAAUCAUCAAUCCGAACUAUCAUGUGCAAUGCCAAAAAACUGUGUACAAUAUCAUUUUGCGUUUUCACUUUUCGGCGAAUUUCCCGCAUUUUUGAUUGCGUGGUUCAGUUUGGCGGAUUAUAUUGUGCAAGCUGCGUUAUUCUGUCGAUCUUGGGCACAACAUUUUAAUGCAUUAUUUCGGGGUCUUCCCGCGAAAUCGUUGACUUUUCAAUUAUUUUCGGAGGAUUCGGAGAUUCUGAGUUCGAAAUAUGAUUGGUUAUGUGUGCUUGCGGCGGUGAUGACAUUUACUCUGCUUCUCUGCAGUCUACGGGUAAGUAUGAUCUCUAACAUCAACAGUCUCGGUAUAUCUGCCUAGCUUCUCUAACCUCUCUAGCCUCUCUAGUUUCUCUGAUUCUCUUAUUUUUCAGAUGCUCUAUUUUUCUUCUCUAACUUCCUGUCUAGUUCAAAAAUUAUUCUCCCUAAUAUUUUAAAUUAUUCAUUUUUAAUAUUUAGUUUCACAUACAUUUUUGUAGUCUCAGAAAUUCUGAUGAAAAAUCUGAUGCGUGAGAAAGGCUUGAAUAAUUAUUCGUUGAAUUUUUUUUGAACUGAACUUUGUCUCUACCCUUCCUCUAGCUUCUCUAACUCUCUCACUCCUUCCCACUAUCUCUCUCUCAUUUUCCAGGUCGUCGGCACUAUCUGCGUCUCUCUUCUCAUCGUCACAAUGCUCAUCGCUUCCUCUUGUUCACUGGUAGCCUUUUUCCAUCUUGAUCCAGAAAACUGGCUCAACGCCAACUUUUUUGGUUUCGGAUUGAAAGGAGUACUGUAUUCGAUUUGUGCUUUGACCGCAUGUUAUACUGGAGUUGAAAGCACAUCGUGUUUAUUGGAAGAGACUAAGAAUCCAAGGAAGAGAAUUACUUCGGUCCUCAAUUUUUUGGUAGUUUCGCUGACGAUUGUAUUUUUUGUAUUGGCAUUGGUUUUCAGGUGAGACAACAUUUGAAGUGAUUUUGAAGUUGUGUCCAAAAGUUUUGAACCGGAAUCUUGAAAACUAAAUUUCGAGAGAUUUUCGAAAAAAAAUCAAAAGAUCACAAAAUGAACAGUUUCAGAGAAAUGUGUUUUCCAAGUUCUGACAUCUGAAACCUGAAAAUGAAAGAAAAACUGCAUUAAAGGGUUGGUCCUGCUAUAGGAAAACUUAGGCUCAAUCGAUAGAGCUAAGGUGCUCCUGAAACAUUCCAUAUUUUAUUUUGAUUUUAGAGCGAGUUUUCACCAUUUUAUUAAUGUUUUUGUUGGGUUUUAAGGUUUUAGUGCAUAUAAAAAACAUGUGUGCUCUUGACACACAUAAUUUAUUUGUGUGUACUUCUCGCGAAAUGCAUUUCCUAACAUUUUUCAACUAUGGAAAGUGAUUUUAAUCAACUUUAGGCUUGCUUAUAGUUAGUUUUAAAAAGUGACGCACUAUUGCGGACUUGUUUUCUCGUGUAGCAGGACCAACCCUUUAAAAGUCCCACUCCAAUCCUAAAGUUCAAAACUCAAACUUCAAUACGUGAAAGUUCAGCAAAAUGAUCCAAACAAUACAAAAAUCCAGAUUAUCCUUUAUCCUUCAGAAAAAUAACCAAAUCUCGGAUUAGCUAAAUUAUCUUUCCUAGUAAUGUAUAGAUUUGGGAGCACUCAUGAUUCAUCAAGUAAAUCUUUAGGGGUCAUCUCGAAUUUCUCAAUUUUUCAGCCUUUCCACAAAUGUUGCUCAACUUGAUGACAAUAUUUUGAUCCCUGAAGUAUUCACAAUUUUGAAUAUCCCAGCUGCACGGUAAGUUAUGUUAUGUUUUUUCAUUCCUAUUCUAUUCUCUUUUUUUUUGUUGAGUACUCUCAAAGUCCUAAGUUAGGCUAACUGUAAGCCUAAGUGUCCACAUUCUAUCUUUAUUUUCCAUUUCCUUGUUUCUGUGUGUUUUCAUCGGGAAUCGAAUCCAGUGAAUCCUUGUAGGUCACCAAGAUUAGUGCUCAAAAGAUUCCCGAUGAUUCACACCACAUCUACAACCACUACCUACACAAUCACCAACACCACCUUCACCAAUCACUUCAGAUCACAUCACGAGUCGGGCUUUCAACGAAUGCGGUUUGUUGCAAAUUGAGUUGUUUUGAGAGCAUAAUAAGCUUCUACCUGAUUUUUUGGGAACUCUUUUAGUUUAUUUUGAUUUUGAUUAUGAAUCCUGGGUUGCGCAGCAUUCGAACAGCGUUUCUCAAAAAAGAAAAUUUGAGAUUUUUUUUAGAUACAUGCUUUCGGUUUGCUCAGUUUGCGCGUUAUCUGGCGGAGUUUUGGCGAGUUUCUUGCCAGCCACACGAGUUAUUGCGGCGUUGAGUCACGACAAAUUGCUACCGUAUGCUAAGGAUAAAUCGACAAAGUCACCGUAUUUCGCUGUGUUCUUGUGUACAGUUCUUGUUUCGAUGACAACCAUUUUUCAAACAAGAGUGCUGACUGAUUUUGUGAUUUUUUGUGCCCCGAUUAAGUUGAUGAUCACGGUGAGUAGAUAGGGAAAAUUGACUCGGAAAUUUGGAAUCAAGACGCAACAUAACCUUCACAAUUUUCUAGAUCAUCCUAACCUAUUUCCAACAUUAUCUUCCUGAACCAAUUGGAAUUCCUGAAGAAACAAGCAGUUAUAAAUCGAUCGGUAAAAAACGAGUUCGAGUCAGAAUCGAUGAUGGAGUCUCAAUUGAGGAGAGUAUUCGAUCUGAUGAUGAAUCAAUGGUCAGCAGAUCAACUUUUGAUACAACUGCUUUUCUUUAUCUCAAGGCUACUCGAAUGGAAACUGAUAGACUUCAGAAGAAGCUUGAGCGUCAACAAGAAAGACAAAACUUUCUGCCGAAAUCUGUUUCACAAUAUCAUUCAAUACCAACAACAUCGAAACAUUUGCAUAAUUGUGUGGCUGAACAAUGUGUUGAUAGAGGAGCAGAUGAGGAUAACUCGCUGGGUUCGGAUGAUAUUCAUCUUUUCACAUCGGAAGAUCAGGAAGUCCCAUUCUUCACUGAUAAUAAUUGUGUUCAUCGAGGAAAUACGCCGAGUUUGAUGGUUUCUAGUUCAACUUAUCGGAAAGCAAGGAUUCUUCUGAUUUUGUUUAUGGUAUGCACUUCAGUGGCAUCAGUGUAUAUUCGAGUAUUCGCAAGAUCCGAUGAAACAUCUUUUGCAUAUAUUUUUUCGGGAGUAUUUCUAAUUGUUAUUGUUUUGGUAGCGAUUUCAAUCUGCAAACUUCAAACCAAUGAUUAUUUGCACAAAAGAACUUCUCGAGUUCCUCUAUUUCCCAUGGUUUCUCUGGUAUCUCUAUUCCUUCUCACUGUCUCGCUUUUCGGUUCGAUACCCAUUGAAACCGUCAAACAUCUCGGUUUCAUCAUUCUCAUUGGUGUGCUCAAUUAUGCAUUAUAUGGCUAUCGUCACAGCUCACAGCGGAAUCGGCGGUGUGUUGUAAUUCAAAAUCAGUGUUCGAGGUCAGAAACAAGGGAUGAGCAAUAUUUUCCGAUUAUUGGAGAUGAUAAUUCUUCGCAAAUGUGA